CCCCCCAAGAACAGCUUCCAUGAAGCUUUUCAUCCCCAAGGGCAGAAGAAGAGGGACCAUUUAGGACCAAACCAGCAUGCCUAUUGUCAAGUAUCCCAGAACAGUCGAACCUCUUUGGUACGAGUGGGACAGGAAAGCCCAGAAAUGUGGACUGAGACAUACCGUUUAUGCUGUGAAUGGGGAUCGCUACACCGGGGAAUGGCUGGACAACCUGAAACACGGCAAAGGCACCCAAACGUGGAAACGCACGGGGGCCAUCUAGAGCGGGGACUGGAAAUUUGGGAAGAGGGACGGCUACGGGACGUACAGUCUCCCUGACCCCGUCACGAAAGAAUAUAAGAGGGUGUAUGCAGGCUGGUGGAAAAAUGACAAGAUGUGGGGCUACGGAAUUAAGUUUUAUUCGGAGAAAGGGUAUUACGAAGGCGAAUGGCAUGCGGGGAAGAGAGAUGGCUGGGGGAGGAUGUACUACCAGGACGGGUCCAUCUACGAAGGCCAGUGGUCGGAAGACAACCCAGGGGGCCAAGGACUAUUCCGCAUGAAAAAUGAAAACCGGUACGAAGGCUCCUGGAAGAAUGGGAAGAAAAACGGGCCGGGAAAGUUCUUCUAUUUGGAUUCUGGGCAGCUCUUCGAAGGGUUCUGGGUGGACGACAUGCCCAAGUGCGGAACCAUGAUCGACUUUGGCCGUGAUGAAACUCCCACUCCAACGCAGUACCCAAUCCCAAAGAUCGAACUGGCAGACCCGGAGGGUGUGUUGGAGGAGGCCGUUGCAAAUUUCAGCAACACCGAAGAGUGAAAGGCCCAGCCUGGGAUACAAAGAGGACAGUAACAAUCCCGUGCCGGGCAGUUGUGUCCUCUUUUGCUUGAACUCCAGCAUUGUGAUCUCUGGUGGACACUUCUGGUGUUGGAUAGAGAGGCCUC
Messenger RNA from Heteronotia binoei (common prickly gecko), 918 nucleotides. It is a transcript of the gene MORN3, whose product is annotated as MORN repeat containing 3. Lineage: Eukaryota; Metazoa; Chordata; Lepidosauria; Squamata; Gekkonidae. The record is from RefSeq and is a predicted model, not a curated record. The transcript has 6 exons. Bases 374 to 793 code for a protein of 139 amino acids.